UCUGCAAAAGAAAAAGAAAGAACCAUCUUCCCGCUGCUCUUUAUCAUUAUCGAGUCCUGGUCCACCACAUUCACACACACAAAACAUCUCUCUCUCUCUCUCUCAACCACCGCAGGAAAGAAAGAUGCAGAGAGACGAGUCAGCUCUGAACACAUACAACUACGGGGACGCGUAUUACUGGGAUGCGCGUUACAUCCAAGAAGCCUCCGCUGGUGGAGCUUUCGACUGGUACCAGCGUUACUCUGCUCUCCGUCCUUUUGUUCGUAAAUUCAUCCCCACUUCUUCUCGUAUACUCAUGGUUGGCUGUGGCAAUGCUGUUAUGUCAGAGGACAUGGUUAAGGAUGGAUAUGAAGACAUAAUGAAUGUGGACAUUUCUUCAGUGGCCAUUGAUUUGAUGAGAAGGAAAUACGAGCAUAUCCCUCAGUUGAAAUACAUGCAAAUGGAUGUUAAGGAUAUGAGCUUCUUCCCUGAUGAAUCAUAUGACAGUGUCAUUGAUAAAGGGACUCUUGAUUCGCUAAUGUGUGGUACUGAUGCUCCAAUCAGCGCGGCACAAAUGUUGGGGGAAGUGAGCAGGCUUCUUAAACCUGGAGGAGUUUAUAUGCUGAUAACAUAUGGUGAUCCUAAAGUAAGGGUUCCUCAUUUGCGCCGACCAGUAUACAACUGGAAUAUAGAAUUGUACAUCAUACCUAGACCUGGAUUUCAAAAGCUGGGUGAUUGCCCAUCAUCUGCUAAAUCUUUCCUAGAACCUGUGCCUACAAAUGAAGAUGGCACACUUCAUGCAAGUUAUGUAUUGGAAGAUCCAGAUUCGCACUUUAUAUAUAUUUGUAAAAAGGCAGACGAAACAUCUUGUAUUAGCAAUGUUCCCGACGGCUAAUAAUUUAUGGUAAAGUUGCUUGAUCAACUACUAUUAGCUGGUUCACUUGUCUCCAGGUUCUUCAGUGUGCCCCAAGUUAUACUUGCUUUCGUCGCAGCUUUUACUUGGUAUGCUAUGUUGUUGAUUAAAAGAAAAUACCAGGACUUGUGGAACUUUUAGUUAGCAUCUUGGAUUCAUGUUUGUAACAUUGUUGUAUUAAGAAAGGCAGAUUACAUGUA
Messenger RNA from Daucus carota subsp. sativus, 1092 nucleotides. RefSeq lists its product as uncharacterized. The record is from RefSeq and is a predicted model, not a curated record. The coding region runs from base 125 to 874 and encodes 249 amino acids. The transcript is spliced from 8 exons. Lineage: Eukaryota; Viridiplantae; Streptophyta; Magnoliopsida; Apiales; Apiaceae. Gene Ontology annotation, molecular function: S-adenosylmethionine-dependent methyltransferase activity.